GUUGACGCCGGGCACGAACUUUAUGUUUGGUUGCAGUUCACCCAUGUGGGAUGAAUGUUGCUGCAAGAACGAGUUAGCUAGCUACCCGAUUGUAGAUCAUUUCGAAACGAUUUAGUUAAUUGCCGUAAUGUCAUCGUCAUUUUUCAUCAAGAAAAAUGCAAAUCCCAAGUUAACCAAAAAAGGGAAAAGUACGUCGGCGCCAAAACGGAAGGGUGAAGAUGGGAAGACAAAUAAAGCAAAGUCCAAGAAAUACAACGAAGAAAUUUCCAGUGACUCAGAAGCAGAGAGUUCUACAUUACUCAAGAAGAGGCAGGCCAAUGAGGAGAUAGUUUAUGAGGAGACUCCGCAGGAGAAGAAACUCAGAUUGGCCAAACUUUACCUAGAACAGCUAAAGGAAGAAGAGAAAAAUAAAGCAGAAGAUGAGUCCUUUGAGACGGAUCUGAUUGCAGGAAGACUUCAAGAAGAAGUGCUCGAACAGAAAGGAAAGCUCCAACGUCUUGUUGCCAAAGAUCUCAUUGCACCUGAGGCUUCAGAGAUCAGGGUUUUGCGGGGACACAAACUUCCGAUCACCUGCCUUGUCAUCGCUCCUGAUGAUAAAUGCAUCUUCUCUGCUGCCAAAGAUUGCUCCAUCAUUAAAUGGGAUGUUGAAAGUGGCAGGAAACUGCACACGAUACACGGUGGAAGGAAAGGUACGGAGGAGCGCCACGUUGGACAUACAGCUCACAUCCUGUGUAUGACCAUAUCAUCAGAUGGAAAAUACUUGGCGACUGGAGACAUGAACAAACUGAUCAUGAUUUGGGAGGCUGACACAUGUAAACAUCUGUAUAAAUUUGUAGGACACAAAGGCCCCCUGUCGGGUCUUUCAUUCAGGAGAGGGACUCAUGAUCUGUACAGCGCAUCUCACGAUCGCUCAGUCAAAGUGUGGAAUGUGGAUGAGAAAGCAUAUGUUGAAACUCUCUUCGGCCACCAGGAUGCCAUCACAGGACUGGACAGUCUGAGCCGUGAGCGCUGUGUGACAGCAGGGGGCCGAGAUGGCACUGUGAGAGUGUGGAAGAUAGCUGAGGAGUCUCAGCUGGUGUUUCACGGACACGAAGGUUCGAUCGACUGCAUCCAGCUCAUAAACGAGGAGCACAUGAUAACAGGAGCAGAUGAUGGCUCUGUGUCUCUGUGGAGUGUCAACAAGAAGAAGCCUCUCUGCACAGUAAAGCAGGCUCACGGUUGCCAUGGUGAUCUAGGGCUGGAGCAGCCUCAUUGGGUGGCCUCGGUUGCAGCCUUACAGAACUCCGACACCGUCGCCUCAGGUGCCUCUGGCUGUUCACAUAACUCCCAGGUGAACGUGUGGAAAUGUGGCCCGAGCUAUCGCGGGUUGGAGCUUCUCUUCAGUGUGCCGAUGCCUGGUUUUGUCAACAGCCUGAAGUUUUCGAGUUCUGGUCGGUUCUUGGUGGCUGGAGUCGGACAGGAGCACAGGUUGGGACGAUGGUGGAGACUAAAAGAAGCCAAAAACGGGAUCUAUAUUAUUCCUCUGAGGAGAAAACCUUCUGACGCAGAAGGAAACCAGGAUGAAUGAUCACUUUUUUUCUUUUCUUUUUUUUUUUGUAUUUUUGUAAAUGAAAAGUUUAAAAACUUGAUACUCUUUUUGGGUUUAUUUUCCCAUAAAUUUGUAAAUUAAAGUUGCUCUACAAAA
This is a messenger RNA of Nothobranchius furzeri (turquoise killifish), 1684 nucleotides long. RefSeq names its product ribosomal RNA processing 9, U3 small nucleolar RNA binding protein (gene rrp9). Gene Ontology annotation, cellular component: small-subunit processome. Gene Ontology annotation, molecular function: U3 snoRNA binding; protein binding. Lineage: Eukaryota; Metazoa; Chordata; Actinopteri; Cyprinodontiformes; Nothobranchiidae. The record is from RefSeq and is a predicted model, not a curated record.